This is a messenger RNA of Striga hermonthica, 1506 nucleotides long. The record is from the annotation of a GenBank genome assembly. Lineage: Eukaryota; Viridiplantae; Streptophyta; Magnoliopsida; Lamiales; Orobanchaceae.
AUGAUGUUCAGAACCUACGGUCGCCGGGGUCGUGGCUUGGGCCGGAGUUGCUCGUCCAGUGGCUUUUCCGAUGGAGUUUCGGGAUCUUCUUCACAAGAAUUCUCGCAGGAUGUUUAUGAUUUCUCGUUUCCGUCCGAUCCGUACGAUUUCGACCCGUCUCAGGAUUCGGGGCGAUCGGCGGCGUUUCUGCCGCCAAGGAAGGAAGGGGAUGAGUUUCGUAACUCGAAGAAAUUGAAGGUAAUUGGAGCCGGUUCAAGGGCCUCCGAUGAAAAUUCUUUGCAAGAAUCGAAGAAAUUCAGGAUUUUGAGGAUUUCUGGUGAAGGGGGUUCGCAGAGAUCGAGGGUGAUGAAGAAGGAUGGGGACUUGUGGGGAUCGAGGAAGUCCAAGAACGUUGAUAAUGGUUCUUAUGGCUUCAACUCGUCUCAGGAGUUGAGUGACUUGGGUAUUUCUCAGUCAAGAGAUCCCGAAAGUCAAGGUGAUGGCUGGGAUCUUGGUGGGGAUUUUGGGAAAUCUAGGAAAAGGGCCAGGGGUGAGGUUAAUCCAGAUCCAUAUGAUUAUAAUUCAUCGCAGGAGUUGGAGGAACAUGUGGUUCCACCUCAAAGCAAGGUCAGGGAUGAUAAGGUUUUUGAUUUCACAGAGGAUGGGGAUUUAUGGGAAUCGAAGAAGUCCAAGAAUCUCGAUCUUGAUUCAUUUACGUUAGAUUCCUCUCAGGAGUUGGGUAAUUUGGGUACUUCUAAGUCGAGAAAACAUGAAAACAGUGGUGAUCAUCGGGGUUUUGGGGGGGUUUCUGGAAAAUCUAAGAAGAAAAAUAUGGAUGAGAAUGGGAAAUUGCAUAGGAAAAAGAAUAAGAAAAAGAUGAAGUCAAAGGAGUCGGAGCCAAGUUAUGUUGAGCUUACUGCUACACUUAUGGAGACUCAAGAGUCUGGGGAGAUGAUGGAGCAUGAAGAUGAGGAUGUGGAAAUUAUCCUCGAUGCUGUUUUGGGAUUCAAUUUUGAUGAUAUGCCAUGUAACGUUGCUGCUGCAGCUUUAGUUUAUGUUCUGACGGUUGACGGUCAAAAUGAUUAUCUUCUGGAUUCACCAAGCUGCAUCCAUUUUCUAAUAAAAAUGUUGAAACCACUUUCACCUAGUGUUGUCAAGGAAAAAGCUCUACCUGUUGGUAGCAAGCUUCUAAGCCUGUGCAGGAGUGUCGGUUUGUUACAGGAACCAGCCAAGGGAACAAAUUCUAGCUCUACUGCAAUCAUGCUCCAGGUUCGGGAGAUCCUUGUCAAUUGCAAGGAAAUGAAGUCAAGAGAUGACAGUCAUGGUGGGGUAGAAGAACCAGAGUUGAAUCCUAAAUGGAUUAGUUUGCUUACAAUGGAGAAAGCGUGCUCAUCUCGUAUCUCUAUCGAAGACACGACUGGCAUACGGAAAACUGGGGGUAAGUUCAAGGAGAAACUGAGAGUUUUCGGGGGACUUGAUUCAGUCUUUGAAGUGGCAAGGAAAUGUCAUUCCGUGCUUGAGAUGUGA